Molecule: messenger RNA, 2816 nt
Organism: Coregonus clupeaformis (lake whitefish)
Lineage: Eukaryota; Metazoa; Chordata; Actinopteri; Salmoniformes; Salmonidae
Product: protein RD3-like
Exons: 3
Coding region: 548-1228 (226 amino acids)
Source: RefSeq, a predicted model, not a curated record
GGCAGUGUGGCAGGGACAACAGUCCCAGUCAUCUCAGCUUCUCUCUAGGCGAGAGAAGGACUUUAUCUACACAGCAGGCAGACACACUGUCAGAGCUGGGAGCAGCUCACACACACAUUUAUAUGCACACGCAUUGACUGACUUACACACGCACUUCAGCAUCUAACCACAAAGCAGCUGACCUUACAUCAAAGCGGCACAAAGGAGAGUGAGUGAAAGGAGAGGAGUCGGCACUGAAUCAGAGGAGAACACUGAGUAACUCCGCUGGAAACAGUCCAGAGGACAGGAGAACAGGGACGAGUGAAGAGGACGAUUACGCAGUACAGAGAGGAGAGAGAGAGGACCAUUUGAUUUCUUACAGACGGACAGCAGAGUCCAAUAAAAACCAGAGAAUGGAGACUUCACAGACAGACCCAUGGAGACAGAGUCCUGGAGAUGCUACUCUAUGAGACGCCUGCGUUGAUCUCUCUAGAUCACUCUGCCUACAUCUGGCUCUCUCCCUCGAGCCUAAUCAUUGCAGCAUUCAACAUAACCACAGCACUCCGCCAUGCCCCUGUUCAGCUGGAUGAAAUGGUCGCGUGCUGAACGACAACAGGCGAAGGAUGAGAGGGCGUCUGGCAAGUCCACAGGGGUAUCACCCAGCUGCACACUGAUCAGGGAGCUGUUGUGGCACGUGGAGGAGAGGGAGUGCAUGGCACGGGAGGUGGAGCAGGAACACAGGCUGGCCUACAACACCGUGGGAUACCCCCACUGGCUCCAGAGCUACCCCAGGUUACGCACGCUGAUCCCUGCAUCAGAGCGCCGCCAGCUGGAGCACUUGUGUGCCCAGAUCCAGCCUAUGCACACCGCUACGGUGCUCUCCAGGUUCCGUGACGUGCUGGCCAGCAACAACAUCCUGCCCUGGGAGCUGGUGUAUGUCUUCAAGCAGGUGCUGAGAGACUUCCUCAACAAAGAGGAAGGGGAGGAAGAGGAGGAUAACAUGCCGCAGCCAGAACUGCUUGGGCCAAUGGAGGCCUGGACCAACCGAUACCAAAUGAAGCAGGGCUUUGUCACACCUACUGUGCCCAACUGUGGUGAGCCCCAGAGAGAGGAGAUCCCAACCAUCUCUGGCUACGUGGACCGUACCAUGAGAGGCUCUUAUCCUUUCACUGCCCAUAGGGUCUGGGACCUUCCCUACUACUACCCAGUGCCACAUAACUCUACAGAGGCUUACAGCACCCCACUGUGAGAGCUGGUGGGGUGGUAAAGUAGUACCCAACUCAUGACCUUACCGGCUGCUAUCCUUGUUAGGUCAUGAGUGAAAGAGUUGUCAUCUAAAAAAUAUGUUACAGAUUCAUUUUAAUUAGGACUGCAACAAAAUCUUGCCCUGGACCGGCACUUGCUUGAGGGCAGAUUCAGACAUGCAACAAUGGAUACUGCUAGCUACCUGGACUAGGGGUGCAUCUCAAUAGACUACUCAGUUACUCUAACUACUACUGUAACUUAGCUAGCUACUUCAUUUGCACUGAUUUGAUAAGUCAACCCGUACCUAGGAAUUUUGGCACCUGGCUAGUUAGCUAUUUUACUGUGUUAGUAUUACUAUUGUAGCUAAAUAAUGCUAUUUUAAUUGGCUAGCUAAUAUUUACUGAAAAUUAUGUAGCUAGCUAUGUACCUAACUAAAAGGUUUAAAGCAAAGUUCCUUUCAUGUUAGCUAGCCAGCCAACAAAUGUGAACAUGUGUGACAGUUUCUAGGUUUCCAUCCAAUUGGCAACAGAUUUUCAUGCCAUUAUUCUAAAAACCGCAUAAAAACAAUGAGCAUUUUCCCAACAGAGAUGUUUCCAUCAAAUGGCGUUGUUGCAGCUAAAAGCCUGUGCGUAAUGACUUAGUGCACAUACAAAUACAUUGUGGUGCAAUUCCCAUGUACAAGUUAAAUGUGUUUCCAUCGCAUUUUCAACUCUACUGAUGGUUCUCACAAAAAUUGUUGGGUUAUAUAGCUAGUGUGCCCACUCUGGUAUUGGCACGUGUGCUCUAGCCAACAGCGCGCAGAUAAAGUACUAGAGCGCACAUAUAGCCUACAUUAUGACAUUAAUUAAGAGCGAGAUUAUUUGUAUAUGUCAAACGGCAGCCAAGCAUCGAUGAUCAUGUCAGCUGAAUAAGACCCUCGAUAUUUAUUGAAAGGUGCAUUAAGCGCAUCACCCUGUGAAAUUCAAUGUAUUUAAUCUGUAGCCUAAUAAACUGCAUGCUUUCCCGAGGAGUCAUCGAUAUGGUUAUUUUAUCAAUGUCGAGAUUUGAGAAGUUUCCCGAAAAAAAAUAUAUUUCCAUCAGGCCUGUCAUUAAAUUUUUUUAGCCUACGUACUUUAAUCGCAUAAAAUGGUUGGAGGGAAACCUGGUUAGUGCAGGCAGACUGUACCGUCUUUGGUGCAAGGGAACAUGUGCAAGCUAGCUAACGUUAGCUAGCAAUGCCAUCUACAUUUUUCUAGCUAGCUAACUAGCUAGCUAACCAACUGAACUCACCUCUGUAUAGGCGAUAUGCACAGGCGAGCAUGACGUAUUUCCGGUUAAAUCUCAGGAUGGAUAUAAACUUCCGGUUAUCGUAGAAUGCUGUGCUACCGUAUGCUAGCAUUGAAUGCUUGUCGUCAAAAACAUCCGAAACUGUUAAUUUUCGUCGUUGUUGUUGUUUAUCUUAAUGUUUAUGUUAAUGUUUUUACGUGUAAUACUUCGUCUUGACUUAUAACACGAUGACGUGUAAACGUACGAAAGUACAGGAGGGACGACAGACAUGCCACAUUCAGAGUAAUGGGCAGUCUGAUAUAGUAAUGCAACCAAAUUAUUGCAUA